Molecule: messenger RNA, 2307 nt
Organism: Sorghum bicolor (sorghum)
Lineage: Eukaryota; Viridiplantae; Streptophyta; Magnoliopsida; Poales; Poaceae
Product: transcription factor bHLH66
Exons: 7
Coding region: 201-1637 (478 amino acids)
Biological process (GO): regulation of transcription by RNA polymerase II
Cellular component (GO): nucleus
Molecular function (GO): protein dimerization activity; DNA-binding transcription factor activity, RNA polymerase II-specific; RNA polymerase II cis-regulatory region sequence-specific DNA binding
Source: RefSeq, a predicted model, not a curated record
AGUAGUAAAACAAAUAGCCGCCGCCCCCGUUAUAAAUAGCCGGCGACGCCAACCCGGUCUGCUCCUCUCCUGCUUGUCUUUCCCUUCUCCCUUCGACUUCGAGCCACCACCAACCUUCCUCAGCUUAGGCAGCCAGCCAGCUUCCUUGAAACUUAACCCUAGCCGCCCGCCGGCUCGUAAACCCUAGCGAGUAGCGAGGGAUGCAGCCCACGACGCGGGAAAUGCAGGCCAUGGCCGCCGCCGGCCAGAUCUCCCUCGACGACCUGCGCGCGGCAGCAGGCGCUGCGGGAGGUGGCGUGCACGACGACUUCCUGGACCAGAUGCUCGGAGGACUGCCGCCGUCGGCAUGGCCGGAGCUGGCAUCCGCGGCGGGAGGGAAGGCGCCGGAUGGCGGCGCGCAGGCGGAGGGGAUGCAGCAGCACCAGCACCAGCACCAGCACUUCGGUGGGGGCUUGUACGACGAGUCCGCCUUGCUGGCGUCGCGGCUCCGGCAGCACCAGAUCAGCGGUGGCCCUACAGGCGGCGGCGCGGAGGCCGCGAAGCAGAUGGUGCUGCAGCAGCUGGCCGAUCUGAGGCAGGGACACCAUAUGUUGCUGCAGGGCAUGGGCCGCUCGACGGGCGGCGGCGGCGGCAGCGGAGACGGCGGCCUGCUCCUCCCGCUCUCCCUCGGCAGUGGCGGAUCGGGCGGCGACGUGCAGGCGCUACUCAAAGCCGCCGCCAACUCCGCUGGAGGAGAAGCCGCCGGCGUCUUCGGCGGUUCUUUCGCCGGAUCGCUCCAGCAGCAGCAGCAACAGCAUUUUCAGUCGCAUCCGCAGCAGCAAACGGCGCCGUUGCCGGGCCAAGGCUUCGGUGGAGGAGGCGGAGGCGCGGGCGCCUCCGGCGGCGUGUCGCAGCCGCAGGCCGGGGCCGCGGGCGGAGGCGCGGCGGCGCCGCCCAGGCAGCGCGUACGGGCGCGGCGCGGCCAGGCCACCGACCCCCACAGCAUCGCGGAGCGGCUCCGGAGGGAGAGGAUCGCGGAGAGGAUGAAGGCGCUGCAGGAGCUGGUGCCCAACGCCAACAAGACGGACAAGGCGUCGAUGCUGGACGAGAUCAUCGACUACGUCAAGUUCCUGCAGCUCCAAGUCAAGGUGCUCAGCAUGAGCCGCCUAGGUGGCGCCGCUGCCGUCGCGCCGCUCGUGGCCGACAUGUCCUCGGAGGGUCGAGGUGGCGCUGGCGCUGCGGCCGCGGCCGGGAGCGACGGCGGCCUGGCGGUGACGGAGCAGCAGGUGGCGAAGCUGAUGGAGGAGGACAUGGGCACCGCCAUGCAGUACCUGCAGGGGAAGGGCCUGUGCCUCAUGCCCGUCUCCCUCGCCUCCGCCAUAUCCUCCGCGACGUGCCACAUGCGACCGCCGGUCGGGGCAGCCGGCCUCGGGGUCGCCGCCGCCGCCGCGCACCACAUGGCCGCCAUGCGGUUGCCGCCCCACGGCAUGAACGGCGGCGCCGGCGCCGACGCCGUGCCGGCCUCCCCGAGCAUGUCCGUGCUCACGGCGCAGUCGGCCAUGGCCAACGGCGCCGGCGCCGGCGGGGCUGAUGGCGACGCCUCGCACUCGCAGCAGCAGCAGCAUUCCAAGGACGCCGCGUCCGUGUCGAAGCCGUGAUCCCCUCCGAGAAGGCGACGGCUGCCGUUUCACUAACGGCGAAACCCUUGACACCCGGAGCUGACGGCUCCGGCCUCCACUUCCGUAUCCGUGGGUCGUCUUGCUCUGGGCUCUGGCCUCACUUGGACUUGGACUCCUGGGAAACGUGGGCUCCUUGGGCGGGCCCAUCUGCACCCGACGGACCCACGGGCUCUCAGCACUGCAGCUGUGCAGCGGCCAGCGGCAGCCUUCAGACUCCCCCUUUUUCUUUCUUCCUACUAGUGUUAUCAUUAUUUUUCUUGUUUAAUAUUAAUCCAUGUAUGCUGUUUUUUUAAAAGUAAAUAGUAGUAUCAAUUAGCUAAUCGGGGGCUGGGUUCUCCUCUGCUGGCUUUGUGCCAGCUUUACCCUCUCUUUUCCCGCCAUCGGCAUCAACUUUUUUCCCCUACUUUUUCUGUUCCUGACCUUGCUUUGCCUGGGCCCACCUUCUGUAAUUUACGCACAAAUUUGUCCUUUGCGGUUGGACGGGGAAUUUGGUCUCCCAGCUUUGGCUACUAACCCAUUCUUUUUCCAGUUUUAUUAUAUUUUUAUAUUCUCAUGUGUAUCUUCCUAUAUCUUGUGUACUCCCGGUCCCGGGGGAGUUGUUCUCGGCCCCACCAGUGAAUGAAGAACAAAAAAAUGUGCUGGUAUUCUA